Molecule: messenger RNA, 468 nt
Organism: Rotaria sp. Silwood2
Lineage: Eukaryota; Metazoa; Rotifera; Eurotatoria; Philodinida; Philodinidae
Source: the annotation of a GenBank genome assembly
AUGGAUACGACCGAUGGUCAUAAAGAAACUCUACCAAUGUUGGGAGAAAAACAACUGGUCGAAGAAGAAACAACAAAACAAGUAAUCGAAGAAACAAAAUUUGGAGAUGAACUCGAAAAAAUGAAACGUGAAGCUGAAGAAAUAAGACGAAUGGAAAAAACAAAACGCCACCGUGAAACCGAAGUAAAAAUACGUAAUUUCAUAAUCCAAAGAGCAAAACAAGAGGAAGUAGAACUCCACGGUGCUUCAUCCAAAGCAAAUAGAUUUUUUUUUCUUAAAGUAUCUCUUGAUGAAGUUUGUGAUAUUGAUGUGCCCGAUGAUUUGCAAUCAUUUGAUAUCAAUUAUGUAUUAAAAGAUAACAAUUAUUUUAAUGAUAAUAUAUUUAAUUCUGUUGAACAUUUCUUAAAUGAAUUUUCAUCAAAUCCAAAAUUAAAGUCAUAUGAAAUUCAAAAUAUAGUUGGCGAUUGA